Messenger RNA from Paramisgurnus dabryanus, 1378 nucleotides. Lineage: Eukaryota; Metazoa; Chordata; Actinopteri; Cypriniformes; Cobitidae. The record is from RefSeq and is a predicted model, not a curated record.
GGUCGAAUCCGGUCACUCAACAUCCAUCAGUAAUGUGACAGUGAAAGCAAACUUCCUGGAGAUAACCUACUUGAUUAAUGUUAACUAAUCUAAAUACAUGUGAUCGAGCGGAUCGUGUGUGUGUGUGUGUACAUUAGUUAGAGUACUCACAGUUUCUGUGUGUGGAUCUGCUGGAAAGUUUUAACUUGUUUUCAUCGCGAUCAGGAAAUAGACGUCAGUGAAGAUGAGUGUCGGGUUCAUUGGAGCGGGUCAGUUGGCUCACGCGCUCGUGAAGGGUUUCGGGGCGGCAGGUAUAAUCGCCACUCACAGGAUAACAGCGAGCUCUCCAGACACAGACCUGCCUACUGUCAUAGGGCUUAAAAAAAUGGGAGCAUACUUCACCACCAGUAACAAAGAGACUGUAAACAAGAGUGAUGUUCUCUUUCUUGCGGUAAAGCCACAUAUUAUUCCAUUUGUUUUGGAUGAGAUUGGACCAGACAUUGAAGACCGGCAUCUGAUUGUGUCCUGUGCGGCUGGGGUCACCAUCAGCUCAAUAGAGAAGAAACUGCUGCAGUAUAGGACAGCACCUAAAGUAAUCCGCUGUAUGACAAACACCCCAGUGGUGGUGCGAGAAGGGGCUACAGUGUACGCCACAGGCACUCAUGCCGAGGUGGAGGAUGGCAAGCUUCUCGAGCAGCUAAUGGCCAGUGUGGGCUACUGUACCGAGGUGGAAGAGGACCUGAUUGAUGCCGUCACGGGUCUUAGCGGCAGCGGACCAGCUUAUGCGUUCAUGGCGGUUGAUGCUCUUGCUGAUGGCGGGGUUAAGAUGGGAUUGCCCAGAAGACUUGCUGUGCGCCUGGGAGCUCAGGCCCUGCUAGGGGCAGCAAAAAUGCUUCUGGACUCUGAGCAACAUCCCGGACAGUUAAAGGACAAUGUGGCUUCUCCUGGUGGCGCCACAAUCCACGCUCUGCACGUAAUGGAAAGUGGUGGCUUCCGAAGCCUCCUGAUAAACGCUGUGGAGGCGUCGUGUAUUAGAACCAGGGAGCUUCAGUACUUAGCUGACCAGGAGAAGAUUUCUCCAGCGGCCAUAAAGAAGACGACUUUGGAUAAAGUUAUGCAACAGCCGGGCGUGACCGCAGCAGGUGUCGGGGUCCGGACAGGUCUCAGCCUCUUUAACAGCAACCCUCCUAAACACAAGAAACACUAAAUCACAUCACUCAAAGAAUCACUCAGUCCAACACUGGUUGGUUAGCAUGUUUUCUACGGCAUCUUUAGUUGAAACCCUCUUUAAAGUUAAAUCAAACAUAAUAAUACACACACACAAUGGCCUUGAAAAAUGUAUGUUUUGCUCUCUAUUCAAAGAUUUUUUCAAAGAUGCAUUAAAAAACUAUUGUAUUCA